AUGUCUGCCAUCGCUGCUGCUGCUCGAGAGUGCGACUCAGACGAGCCGGCGGACGCUCUGCUGCCCCAGACGACCUACCAGCCCGCGGACGCCUUUGCCGACCCUCACGACUACUACCUGCAGCGUAACAACCUAGACGAAGACCGCCAGCGAGGAGGAGGAGGAGACAGCCAGAGUGACGGACGAGCCAGCCAGACGAACAGCAUCGGCAGAGGGAGAGGCAGCAGUCUCGCGGACAGAGGGCUGCCGGACUUCUCUCUCCAGCCCAGCAAGACCCGGACGGCCACCGCUACUCCGGCAUCAGCAUCGUCAUCUACGUCUACCUCUACGCCUACGUACAAGAGCAGACAGGCUUCGCUGCAGGACCUCGUCAACAGGUUCAACCAGACGCCAGACGAGGUCGUGCCCAAGCCGUCUGCUGUCUCCGCACACGCCCAUGCCAGGCCACCGCCCGCCAGACGGCCCUUGUUCGGCGAGAUCAUACCCAAGCCAGUCACCGCAGCGGCGCCCAUCGUCACCACCACUGCUACUACGACUUCUACUUCUGCUCUCACGCAUCUACAAACGGGUGCAGCCUCCCGGAGGGCCAGGAGUGGUUCGGACAGCUGCAUGCAUACGCCCAAACAGCUACACUUCCUAGACAGCGCGUUUGCUCUGCCGCAUCACAGUCAAUAUCAAAAUCAGACUCCGCAGCGCCUCCAAACGAACCAUCCACCGCAGCAGCAGCACCAUCACCUCCAGCAUAUACAAGUCGACUCGCCGACUGCAUGGUAUCUGCCUGCUCUCUCCCACAGACGCUCCCAAAGUGACCUGGGCUCCCCCGUCUUGCCGCAACUGAACAUGAACCCACACCCCAUCUCGACAUCUUUUUCAUCCCGUCAGUAUCAACACCAGCACCAGCACCAGCAGCAACACCAGCAGCACUCGAGAAUACCUCUUCCGUCCCGUCGUGCCAGCCAGGCCUCAGACUCAGGCAAUUCCUCUCCCUCAACCCGCACAAACUCCGCCCUCGACCGGUAUCCUCCUCUCGCCGGCCCUCUCCCGCCAAAGGGAGUCAGCUUGCUCCCCAAGCCAACCUCUCCUCCUACUUCCUCUACUGCUACUUUUACUCCUCGAUACCGUAACCGUUCCUCUUCAGCAAACACCACCACAACCACAAGCUCGACCGCCAGCCCCCGUCGACAUCAGCAACACCACAUCCCUAGAGACCAGAAGAGUCCGACCCUACAAGCUUUCAUCUCUGCUCCCUUGCCCAAAAAGUCCCCUCCUCUACGCAGCUCCAGACCAAGGCAGCCUGUUUCCAGCGCCACCACCUCGGCCUCCCGCGCUAGACUUGUAGAUCGCAUAUCGGGGCUCCAGUCCAAGGAAGGCGGCGCUUCUACUUCUGCUUCUUCUACUUCCCAUUCCACCGCGGCUGGCUCUAGAUCGGCGUCUGCUUCCAAGAAACCGCCAGAGCUGGGAAACGUGGAUUUUGCCGCUCGAAGGCAGCGCAUACAGCAGGCUUUCAACCGUACGGUGGAGGAGAAUGCUAAGAAGGAGGAGCGGGCUGCUGUACGACGAGAGCGUGAAAUUGCAAGGAAGAUGGCCAGACAGCACCAGCACCAGCAGCCUCAGCAAAGGCUACAAAAACAGACCCAGCAGGGGAAGCAAAAGCAACCUGAACAACUACCUCAGCUUGAACCUCUACCUCAAACCGAACCUCUAACUGAUGCUCUAUCUCUACCUCUUCCUAUACCUGAAUCUGAACCUCAACCUCAACCUCAACCACAGGCAUUAGACGCUCAAACAAUAGAACCGGUAGAGAAACCGGCUGAACCUGAGCCAGAAACAGGAACAGGAACAGACCAAACGGCUGCUGAUCCAACGCCCGUGCCUGAAGAAUUAUCAUCCGAACUAGCGACAACGACAACGACAACGGCUGACCCAGCAAAGGAAGAAGAACAACAACAACAAGAGAAAGAAGAAGAACACACGACAACGGUCGGCAACGAACCGGUGAAUACAUGCGUAGAGCCGCAGCUAUUCACCCCUGACGAGAAUCAUGAUUCCUUCGUUACCCCCCAGGAGAGCCGUUCUCCCGUCCUGCUCCCUGUAACCUACCAACCAGACCAGCGUCAGGAACAACACCAGGAACCCCUCGACAUGGCCCUGACUAGCUCCUACAGGCCCAAGACCCCAGAAUCAGACAACACAGAUACAGUACCCCAGUCCGCCGUCACGGUCGGCACCGAGAUCACCACCUUCGACACAGAGCCACAGGAUGGCCUGCUCACCCACAGAACCAUGCUCAACCACAUCAUGCAGAUGCGAGAGUCCAGUCCCAGCGUCUCCGACACCUCGGACGGACACGACGAGCACGACGACACCGAGCACGAGACGGAGCAGGACGACAGUACCACCGCAGACGACGCAGAGUCGAUACGCAUCAUGCUCCGCCGCUCAAGAUAUCUCGACUCGCUCGCCGUUCAUGGAGCCGGAAACCCCCGUCACAGAUGGAGCAUGAGCUCGUGGAACUCCUCCUUCCAGGGACAUCCGCCACAGGGCGAAGUAGAAGCUGUUUCUGACCUCGGAGACCUCGGACAGGAGGAUGAAGCCUUGUCCAAGAACCAGGAACAGGAAGAUAGCUGCGAGAGCUCCCACUCCUUGCAUGAAAACGCGACGACUCCACAGCCGAUCUUCCCGCCGUCUCCACCGUGCGAAGAAGACGCCGAUGAUGCCAGCAAGCAGCAGGGGCAGCAACAACAGCAGCUUCAUGGACGUCAUGAUGUCGAUGAUGAUAGCAGCGAGUCUCCCGUGCUUGGUAAUGAUGAUGAUGCUGUCAUUGCCUCGCUGGAACGACGGUUCAGCAUGAACAUGGCCAACCACUACACCACCAUCGCCAAACAGGCUCGCUGGGACUCGAAACGAGCUACGCAGCUGUACCUCCAGGAACUAGCCAAAGCAGGCUACGAGCGGCCCCGGGUACCGAUCCUGACACCCGGCAGUAGUGAGAGUGAAGGGAAGCGACUGUCUGCCCACGGCAGUAUAAGCAGGGGAACUGACGAAGGAGACGGCGACGACGGCGUGCUGGUGCCGGACUCUUCAACAAUACCUACCGCUGAGUUCCUACCGGCGCGAGCAAGCCUGCAUCUGCGCGAUGACUGGGAGACUUCACCUUCUAUCGCCGACUGGAUGCAUCUGGCCGCUGGGGAGGACGAGAUGCUGCAGCAGCAACAGCAGCAACAACAUACACAUCUUCACCAGCCCGAGCAUGAAUACCAACAGCAUCAGCGCCAGGCCACAGACGCCACUGAGAUUCCGCAUCCUUUGACGUCUACUUCUUCUGUACCGGCAUCCUCCCCUUCUGCCUCUGACCAAGAAGGCGCUGAAACCCCCCGGAUCGCUGGACCACCGCAGUUUGCCUCCAUAGACGGAACCGUGGAGGGUCUAGGACUGGAAAUCCGCGUUCAGUCGCCGCAGGAUGGUGACUCGCCUACUCUACCGUCUCCCUUCCAUAUGCAUCUUCCCAUCGUGCCCUCGCAGCCUCAUCAUCCGCCGCCACCGCCUCCUCCCCCUGCUACUUCUUCGACUUUGACAGCUACCGCGGAAGACCGUCACCAGGCCGGUAGCGAGGUAUCCCCAAGCGUGUAUGCCCAAUCUCCCCCUGCUAGCCCAGUGCCCGCUUUACCGAUGUUCCACGAUGCACCACCUAGCAGUCGAAGCGAGGACUCGUCGUUACACAUCACUCCUCCGCAUACGAUCUCCUCUUCGACCUCUCACACGCAAGAACAGCCUGCGUCCCUGGCACCGGAAACGACCUCUGUGUUCCACGACAUCCUAGACCCCGCGUCCCGUAUCUCUCCUACCCCUGAAGAGCGCCGUCUCAAGAAACGCCGGCACGUCAUCAAGGAACUCGUCGAUACCGAGUACACCUUUGGCCAAGACAUGACUGUCGUUGUUGACAUAUACAAGGGUACCUCGAGCUCUUGUCUCGGCCUGUCGCCAGAGGACAUCAAAACCCUCUUCGGAAACUCGGAGCAGGUCGUCCAGUUCUCUAUGGACUGGCAGGAUGCGCUCAAACAAGCUGCCAGAAGCGUCUAUGUUCUGCCCAAGUCCCAGCGCUGGAGCAGUAAACGCAGCAGCAAAUGUACCCAGAACAGCGCCGCGACUAGCAAUAGUCCCGAGCCGCAGCAGAUAGCUGAUGAAGAGAACGACCGCAAGACGACCAUCGGAGAGGCGUUCAUGGCUAAUAUUGAGAGGAUGGAGACCGUUUAUUCAGACUACCUGCGUAACCACGAUGCAGCAAACAGGACCCUCGAUGCCCUGCUGAAGAACAAGAACGUUAACAUCUGGCUAAAGGAGUGUCGAGAAUGGGCUGCUGACCUUACAUCUGCAUGGAACCUUGACUCGCUUCUCGUCAAGCCGGUCCAGCGAAUUCUCAAAUACCCGCUUCUUCUCACUGAGCUGCUCAGCGCAACGCCAUCAGACCAUCCAGACUACACUGCCAUAUCAAAUGCGCUCGCAGCCACAACAGCCAUAUCCGUACGUAUCAACGAGAUGAAGAAACGCGCCGAUCUAGUCGGACAAGUGGUAGGCAGCGGACGGAAACGCAAAGAAUCAGACGUCCGCACCGGUCUGUCGAAGGCCUUUGGUCGACGAACUGAGAAGCUGAAGCAGCAUGUUGGUAUCACGGAGAUGUUCUCAGAUAAAGAAUAUGAUAUUCUCAGUCAGCGGUUUGGAGAUAACUUCUUCCAGCUGCAGCUUGUCAUGCGUGACGUAGAAGGGUAUCUGGGCGAGAUCCAAAGCUCAAUGAACAAAUUUAAUGAGUUUAUUGUUGCCAUCGAGGGUUAUAUAACCAUUGCGCCCUCGAAUUACCCCGAGCUCGAGAGUAAAUGGUGUCGAUUCCGGUUGGCUGUCAAGGACGUUAUGACCGUCGCUCUAGUCGAGCAUAUCGCCCAGGUGCGGAAGAGCGUAGUGACGCCAAUGGUCACGCUAUUGAAACUCCAUGAUGGGCCACAGCGAGUCAUGCAAAAGCGUAAUAAGCGACUGAUGGACUAUGUAAAGUACAAAGCCAUCAAGGACCGAGGAGACAAGCCCGACAAGAAGAUAACUGAGCAAGGAGAACAGUUUGUGGCGCUCAAUAUGGCGCUAAAGGAUGAGCUACCGAAACUCUUAUCGUUGACCGGCAAGCUGAUGGAAGCUUGUUUGAACGCCUUCGUCCAGAUCCAAGCCACCUGGCUGACCCUGAUGCAGAAGAGGCUUGGUUAUACCCUCGACAGGCUGCCGCAGGACAUCAACCAGAUAAUCACCGAUUGGUCCGGGGAUUUCUCGUUCAGUGAAGCCCAGGUACUCUCUCUGGGCGUCUGCAAUGGCUCGAUACUGGCGGAUACAGCGCUUGUGAACAAUUAUAGCUCCCCGCCGCCUUCGCAUGGAGCGGAUGCUAGCUCUUCUCGUCGUCCGUCGACGGUCAACAGUGCAACUGGCCGUACAUUCUCCGGUGAAUCGGGAAACUCGCCCAAGGGUUCGCAUGAAUUCCUCUCGCGAAGCCCAGAGCAUGUGAUGCAGACUCCUCCCAGCACAGGCUUCAUGCAACAUGGUAACGGUUCAUAUGUCUUUCCGAUAGCAUCGGGAUCCCGCACCAGAGCCAACUCGACAUAUUCCGUCAGAGCAGCACCGGAUGUAACAAGCAGCCAUAUCCCCUCAAUACCAUCGAUAAUCAACUCGACCCGCUCCAGCGUCACGGCUCAAAGCGGUACUAGCAACACAUCCUACCGAACAUCAGACGUUUCUCCCAAGCUCCCUCUUCUCGCCCUGGAUACCCCUCGUCUAGAAUUCUUCCCCGACCACCUCAUGAGCAGUAGCAGGUACAACGUCAACGUCAACGGUACCAGCAACGCCACCAACCGCAACAGCCAUAACCACGUCGCUCCUGAUCCAGCCGAGCAUCCUUCUUCUCCCGCAGCCGCUCGCUACUCAGGCUUCUUCUCUUCCGCCAUGCCCAUGGCCGAGAACCCAGAGCCACCCACCCGUUUCUAUUCCCAGCAAGCACAUACCAGUGUCCCCAUGAACCGCAGCGUAAGUGCCGGCGCCAGCGGCCAUGCAAGCUACCCCUCAGCACCCAAGGAACCUUCAAUUCUAUUCUUGGCCGCCAGCAUGUUUGAAUUCAAUAUCGACCGUGCCCGGCGUGAGGCAGGAUACCCGUACCUAACCUAUGUGGCCGGUGAGAUCUUCGACGUCAUAGGCGAAAAGGGUGAUCUCUGGCUUGCUCGGAACCAAGACGAUCCCACGCACCAGGUCGGUUGGAUCUGGACGAAGCAUUUCGCCAAGUUAGCAGGUUGA
Molecule: messenger RNA, 6318 nt
Organism: Nannizzia gypsea CBS 118893
Lineage: Eukaryota; Fungi; Ascomycota; Eurotiomycetes; Onygenales; Arthrodermataceae
Exons: 2
Coding region: 1-6318 (2105 amino acids)
Biological process (GO): intracellular signal transduction
Molecular function (GO): guanyl-nucleotide exchange factor activity
Source: RefSeq, a predicted model, not a curated record